CUCUGUCAUACUCGUGAGGGCUCUCAACAAGGACGUACCGGCGUCCAAGUAAGAUGAUGUUUUCCAGUCGCUGUAUUCCGGGGGCUCUUCUACUGUUGAGCAGUGGGGUCAGUGCCUGCUCUCGGGUGACUUACCAUGCCAACGUCGACGACCGUAUCACGGUCGGUCGGUCGAUGGAUUUUGUGGCCUCGACCAAUUCAAGCAUCUACAUCUUCCCAGCUGGUAUUGAGCGCAAUGGUUCCGUCGAAGCCAAUCCCCUGCGGUGGACCUCGAAGUACGGCAGUAUGGUGGCAACAAUGUACGAUAAAGUCACCAUCGACGGCAUCAACUCCGCAGGUCUGACCGGUAGCAUACUCUACCUCGGACCCAGCGACUACGGGGCGCGCAACACCUCACGCCCGGGUGUAGCCAUCGGCGCCUGGCUUCAGUACUACCUCGACAUGUACGACACGGUUGCGGGGGUGGUCGCGGACCUGAACUCGACGAAUCUACAAGUCGUAACGGCGACGCUGGUCACCGGGGUCUCAUCCGUCGGCCAUAUCACUCUGACGGACAAGUCGGGAGACAACCUCAUCAUCGAGUAUCUGAACGGGCAGCUCACUAUACACCACGGCCAACAGUACCAGGUCAUGACGAAUGAUCCCACCUAUGACGAGCAAAUUGCCAUCUGGGAAUACUGGACACCCAUGUCGAACUAUUCGCUGCCCGGGACAGGAACUCCAGCAGACCGCUUUGUCCGACUUUCCUACUAUAACACGAUAACGGCUGACUCUCCGGGUUUGAUGGCUUCGGUCGCGACCACGGCCGCCAUGAUUCGAGCAGUCAGCGUCCCCUUCGUCCCCAAAAGUCAGAUCAACGCCGGUCUAGACGUGUGGCCGACUCUCUGGAGAACUUAUUACGACCUCCAGGAUAUGGUCUUCUUCUACGAGAGUUCCGUCGUGCCCAUUUCUAUCUUCAUGUAUCUAAAAGACUAUGAUCUGAGCAAAACUGGGACCGUCAAACGUUUGGACCUUGCCGAUACAGAUUGGAAUGAGCUGUACGGUGACAUGAAAGGCAAUUUCACCGAUGCGAAGAUUUUCACGCCUGUUUGAUCAAAUAAUAUCAGACGACCGGGAUAAACAAUGGCUUUGCACAUCUUUACAAAACCUUGUUCGGCAGCGGGUGAUCGGGACCCGGCGAGCCAGUGGCAGCAAACUCGCAUGCAAGCGUGUGGUGGACCAUCGAGAACCAGAAGAGAGUGGUGAGACAGGGUCGAUGAUUACGAUUGAUUUCGAACGAUUCGAGAGUCGGGCAUUUUUCAUUUUCUACCUUGUGGGAUCUGUUAAUCCAGGUGCUAUGUGCAUAUCCAGGCACCCACACAGUCCUAGCUUCUUAAUACUAAGUAUUUGUACAGGGUACAUUGGAAAUAAGACUUCUU
Messenger RNA from Exophiala oligosperma, 1417 nucleotides. RefSeq lists its product as uncharacterized. NCBI's taxonomy places the organism in Eukaryota, Fungi, Ascomycota, Eurotiomycetes, Chaetothyriales, Herpotrichiellaceae. The record is from RefSeq and is a predicted model, not a curated record. The transcript has 2 exons. The coding region runs from base 54 to 1091 and encodes 345 amino acids.